GCGUUCAGCAUCUCAGUCUUUCUGUUCUUCAAAUCUGCUUGCUUAGACACCUUCGUCCUGGAUAAUUUCUGUUUCUUGGUUUCUCAAUCGGUUCCGCAAUAGGUAGCGGUUCAGACCGCCAGCGCGUCGGGUAGUUGGGACGCGGUCUGGUUCUUCACUAGUAUCGCCUUUGCUCACAACAUUCUGCCAGUCCAAAUUUCUUCAUGACAUCGAAUGUCUUUAAAAAUCUUGCGCAAUUAUUAACGUCGGCCACUUCAGCCCUGAGAUCAGAGAAAUCUGGAUGGACUACCUUCCUAAUUGUUGUAAUCCAGCUCCUGGUCAUCGGACAGAUAUUCCGGGCGUGGAUCGGGCCUUUCAUCCUUAGGAAUGUCACGAAACGAGUGCAAGUACGCAGAGUUAGCCUGCGAUCCAUUCGUGGUGUAUACGUGCGUCUCGCGUCUAUGACCAUCAGGAUUGACCGGGUCGGCAUAUCCUUGCAUUCUUCGGCUGGUGCAACGAGGCGUUUCGCCUUCAAAGUUGAAGGCCUAUGCGUGGAGAUACACGAACUGAAAGUGUCCCAACCACCUCGGAAGCCUCUUUCAAGACGUCUCAGCAGGCUUCCAACCCUGGCUGAUUUCGCGCCUUCACCCAUGGCCAGACGCUUGUGGUCAGCAUACUCGGCUAUUUACGUGUUCUUGGAGCCGUAUGUACGACCAUUUAUUCGUUCGUUCUUCGUGACCUCCGCACGCAUCGUAAUAAGAUGCCUCCCUGUGUUGACUCAGGUAGUUGACUUCGAACUGGACCGAGCACUCUUAACAUUCACCACUCUGCCGGAGGCGCACGUGGCGAUUCGCAAUGUAACGCUAUCCGCCACUGUCGCGUUCAGCAACCUUGAGAGCGUAGUGGGGAUCGCGGAAGAAUCACCGCACCUUCGUCGUCGCCAACGUUUCUUGAGCAUGUCACAUCUGCGGAAUAGGUUUGCUGGGAGCGCAAGACGUGUGCUGGGACGCGCAUGGGGAAGCACACAGGGCACGGCAUCGUUCUCUCUCAAACUGCAUAAGGUGUCUGGAUUCGCAAGCCCGGACAAGUGGUUUCAACUCAAUCCAGAUGCAGCGAAUACAUCAUGGUACCCGGUUGCCUCGCAGUUUGCUUUUGUGACGCACUCCAGUCAUAGCGAUGACUUGUGCUUUGAUCUUCAGGACGUCGCCGAACUUUCUUCCUCGUUCGCGUUCGGACCGACGAAGAGAAUCAUAGAAGACCAUAGUGUUUCUUCUUCACUCAGGGUGUCAUCUAUCCAGGUUUCCACUGGCCCGCUUCAUCAUUUCCUUAGAGCGAUUGGAAACCUACGAAAGGCGUCGGAUAAGCACGUUACUUCGGGCCGUCGCUCGGAGCUGAGAUUCAAGAAAUCCGUGGUGUUCCGUGGUAACGAUUUAUCCACUCGCCGAUUGCGGCAUAUAGUCUACAAAUUCGCAUUAUUUCGUUCUAUAGAUUUGUCUGUAAAGGAUAUUUCCGUGCAUCAUAUAAUUCAAGGCAAGGAUGGUCUUCGCCCGCGAUAUUUCACUGGGCACAUUCGUAGCCUCGCAGUGUCCCUCGAACUAGGAGAACCAGAGAGGCAUUUCUUGCAUAAGGAUUUUCUUGGAAACUGUCCCGAUAGAAAUUCGGACCUCGAUGCAGAAGUUGUAUCGUAUUCUUGUGUUGCAAAGGAUAUGACGGUUUACAGACGAAGCACUGGAGAACACCAACCGUCUUCGAGGGUUAUUUCAAUCAGUUCAAUUAGUCUACAGGGUUUCGUCACUCAGUGGACGCGUUUGAAUAUGCCGACGACUCAUAUCUUUCCUGGCGACCCGAAUGAUGCACUUCUGGUCAUCCGGCUAGGUGUCGUUGCUCCGCAAUUCAGUGAAAGAGUCGACGUUGUCGUUGAUGUACUCGAGCACUUGCGGCACUCGAGAGCAACUCCAACUACGUCUCGUGAACCUUUACGCAUCCUACAUCACGUACCUCGUCUGAAAGUCGAGGUCGCGGUAGACGACGUUGCCGCCUGCCUUACUCCCGCAGAACAUGACGGAAUCUCAUUGUCGUCUUUGAUCCUCAGCAGCACGCAGUGCGUCAUCUCCAUGUCAACGUACUUCAAACAUUUUCCACUUGCCAAGUCGUCUUUGGCCGAACUUCAGGAGCCGAACUAUGUUCCGUUAGAGAUGGAAAUCACAGCGCAAUCAGUAUUAGGCCCGGCAUUCGUUAUGGUCCUCCCUAAACCUUUCUCUUUGGAUACCUCGUCAAACCAAACGACGGACAGCAGGGGCUCAUUUCGAUUUAGUGGCGAUCCCCUAUUAUCACUUAGCGCCUUUGAGUUCACGACAUCCGGACAGACCUUAGGCGGUAUGAUCGACGAGACCGAUGAAGUCGUCCUUGAUGUGGAUUCCACUAUGUUUGACGUGAAAUGUAUAACGGACGCCGUAUCGAUUGAGCUAUGGCAGCCUUCUGCAAUAUUCUCUCUCAAGAGUAUGCUCGAGUCCGGUCGCUCGCUUUCGAAUCAAUCCAAUACGGAAAAUGGUCUCCUCCAAAAACUUCCCAGCGGCAUUACUGCACACUUUGCCGUUGGGCAGAUUGGCAUCAUUCUAACAGGAAAAGAUAUGAAUCCGGAUGAGGACCUUGAUUUGUCCCGAGGAAUAGCCGUGAAAACGCGAUUCGCGUUGCAGUAUUGUUCUUUACAUGAUCGAAAGUACUUCACACGAAUCCCGAAGAGAUUUGCCCACACUCAUGACAGGCAGCGACUCUAUCUCUCAGACGACCUACUUAUGGAGGCUAUUUCCACUUCGAGCGUCUCAAAGGAUGCAAGAAAGUUCGUACUUUUUGGAUGCAUAUUGCGUGACACGAUCUUCCGGACUUGUGUUGCAACAGAAUUUGCGGCUGAUCACGCCUACGAAGCCAACGACGAGCCUGAUGAGCUGAAGACAUCGGAAUUUAUCUGGUGCAAGCGUGUGGAAAUGAAUGCUUCCUGCAGGUAUACAGAGGAUGGAUGUAAUCCUGCGCAUGAACAUAUCCACGUAAUUACAAGGAUUCCCAAUAUUCAGUCGCGCUUUCAACUUUUCCAUGCAUACUGCACGUUACUUGCUCUGAGUACAGUGCGGUCACUUGCCCAGUCACGUCAAAGGAGUGUUAGGCAAAAACGCACGGAUAUAUCUUCUUCUUUCAAAGUUACCGUAACUACUUUACAAGUGGUUGUGACGAUGCCACUUGAGGAGCAAGCAUGUAUUAGGAUCAAUGGCUUGAACGUGGGUGCUUCUGAGCCUGGAGAAGUGACUUCUGGAUUUGGGACACUCUUUCUAUGGGUUCCAACGUUGCAGGAAGACGGUAAAUGGGAAGAGUUGAUUCGGCUUCAUUCUUGGAAAUUAGCGUACCAUCGACCGCCUUCAGGAGAUAUGGAAUUUAUCCUAGAAGGCAAGGGUGGACGCCUACGUAUUCCUCAUGGAUAUAUCCUGGCUGAGCUAAUAUUGAAUAUCAACCUCUUCGGCAAAUGUGUAAAACACCUUUUGGCUACCGUCCAUUCUGGAGAGUUUCGACCCAUGUCAGCUCCUUCUGCUGAAGACGCGAAAGUCGUUCCUGCAAUAACUGUGAAGUUAGGGAGCCUCUCUUUGGAAGCUGCAGACGAUCCCCUGGAGUCCAAAUUAGGUCUUAUUUGGAGAGCAGGGUUUGAGGCAGCUCGAUCGCGGCUGGAGCGAGAUGAGGCUUUCCAGGAAAAAGUGACUACAAUCCGCGCGGCCGAAGCCGAGCAGACCAAUCUACUAGAUUCGGAGGGUCGUUUUACCCCUCAUCACACUGUAUCAAUCGAAGAAGCCCGCGAACGUUUGUUGCUUGUUCAUUCACUCUCGUGGGUUUCACUUUAUCGGGAAUAUUGUGACGAACAACAGAGGAACGAAACAAGCCUCAGGAGAGAGAUCCGUGGCGAGCAUUACCGCCUCUUUGACUUUGAUGUCCCACCUCUAGUCCCACUGGCGCCGUCGCCGAAAACUCCUCCGCUAAUUCGUUUCGCUGCAACGGGUGUAUCUGUCAACUUCUCACAACCCGCGUUCCCUGCAGAUGACUUGUCAGGCUAUCUCCAGGAUCUGGGUAAUGGCGUUCCCCGUGAUACUCAGUUCUCAUUACUAGUGCCGCUCCAUCUCCACAUAAGCUUAGGUGCCACAUGCGUGACACUAAGGGAUUAUCCUUUACCACUGCUUAAUAUUGUCCAGGAAUCACCUACGGAGACUGUGGCAUGGGUGGUCGAUAUGGACCUAGUCGUUGCGGAGGAGAUGGGAACUCCUACAUCCGUGGCUUGGAAGGACUGUCCGAUUGUUCCUGCAAAUUCAGGUAGCACGGGCGCAAAAUCUUUGGCGCUGUCCGUCCCGAAGACCACUAUGCCCGUGAAAACAUAUGCAACCCCAAUCGUCAACGUUUUAACAAAUCAGGUCACAGAGUUUUGCUGGGGAAACAGUUAUGCUCCUGCAAUACAGGAUGUCAUGAGAAUCAUUGAUACGCUCACCACACCUCCUCCUGAUCCGUCCCCUUCGUUAGGAUUUUGGGACAAGAUGCGGUUAGUGCUGCACUGGCGUGCGGAAUUCAAGUUUGCGAGCGAAGUUCGUCUUAAUCUUAAAGGUUCUCGCGAUCCUUAUGCUACAGAUGGGGUCGGCGCGGGCUUUGCUUUCUGCUGGCUCGGGAACACUAGGAUGACGAUCGGCCAACCGAAUCCGGACAAAGAAGUCUUACAGGUCCAUAGUGAUGCAAUGCUCAUUGUUAUCCCAAUCUUUAUGAAACGCUCUCCCAAUGAGGUCAUCGGGGAGGGCAUUUCCCCUCAUUCCGCGCGAGGACCACUGAGCCUUAACCAGGGCUUGGAAGGAAGACGCAAAUUGUUCAGGAAAAUUUGUGCGAAUUUCUCGUCGGGUAUUAAAUGGGGAAUAGGCAUCGUGCUAGAGCGUUCGUGUGGAAACCUGUGCCCCGAUUGUCAUGGAAUGGGUACCUGCCGUUUGUUCAGUUUUCGUCCUCACCAUGAAGUCACGUUGGAACCAAAGUCCGUCAUACCUACUGAAAAUACUCCCGAUGACUCCUUCAAUGGAUUCCGCUCUGACUUCAUCCAUUUCUCGACCUCGCUGUCCUCCUCGAUCAACAAUAAGGUUUCACCCGGGAAAGUGGACUCGAGUAGUUUUCACCUUUCUCCAAAAAUGUUUGCCCAUUUUUGGUCAUGGUGGGCGCUGUUUGACCGUUCCCUUUCGAUUGCUAUCCGUCAAGGCGCGCUAUUCCCUCGAGCACGUCCACCUUCAAAGAAGUUUACUCGACAUCUGGCAACUAUCAAAUAUCGCCUUGCUAUUCAACGCCUGUUUAUAUCCCACAUCUACAUGGAUGACUCUAGGGAAAGCUGGUCCGAAGGUGUCACCCACUGUGUCGGAGUAAAGGCUUUAGUAAAUAGCUUUGAGGCCGAUAUGCACCAGCGAGAACAAGAAGCUACGGUCACUGGUAUAGUACUGAAUACAACGAAGAAGAUCCGUCACAAACCAUUCUACGCUGCUGAGGUAAAGCUCAUCGACGCUCAAAUGCGCGCCAUUCUAGCGACGUUUGUCGAUCCAUCGAAGCGUUUAGUCGAUGACCAGGACGCCCUCGGAGAAAGUAAAUACAGGGAUGUUAGAUCUGACGAAUCUGUUAGCAAACUCCGUGGCUUCUGGUUUGACCUGGAUGACUUUGUGGAGACGGAUUGGAAGCCUACAGAGGAAAAUCCGCGUUGUCAUAUGAUACCGAUUGCUUCUUGUCCUCGUUUCACGUACUUCAAACGCGCAAGUCGACCACACCACGACUCGCAUCAACGCACGCUAGAGAGUAGCCGAUUUGGAAACGAAGAUACGCACGUCUGUCUCAUGGGGAAGGAGCCAUCGGUGCAAACCUCGCAAGCUCAGAUUGUUCAAGAGAGGUUAUCCGUGUUGCAACAACAUCUUUCAUCCCUGCGAAGUUCCGCAAGUGAAAGCAAAGCCUCGUCCAGCCUUUCUGACUUUGAUGUGAGAUAUCCUCCAUUUAAUCAAACGUGUAGACCUUCAUUACUGUUUCAGGCUAAGUGCCACGCCCUGGAGAAGAAAAUACGUCAACUAGAGAGACAUAUUGUUCAGCUCCAAGAGUCAGAUGAACGUACAUCUCCCCAGCAUGAACAAACUGGGGAGUAUGCGAAGUACUUAAUGCCUUCGGAUAUCACGAUUCCCCUAGACUGGACGGAAUUUGACAACGUCUACCAAGCACAUUGCCCCAAAUUCAGCCUGAACAACUCGACGAGGGAUAUUCUUAUUCAAUAUUAUUACUGUUCACGAGUUCGUCGAGGUAUUGAAUAUCACAUGGCUACCCGGGCCGUAAAAUAUAUCCGAGAUCAGGUCGAUGCUUAUUCUCGGGCUUCUGUUGAUUCCGGCAAUAUGAGAAGGCCUAAGAAUCCGACUGGUCUAGCCGCUCAAGUUGCCGCGCAGGCAAUAAGGAAAAUUCUAAUUGGCAAUGAGAAUGAAAGCCCGAACAUCCGUUCGUCUGAAGCUACUGAUGCAGAUGACUACGAUCGGUUUGAUCCAAUGGAUGGAUGGUCAACUGAUUCAGUCUCUCAGAAUAAGAGUCAUUUCUGUCUCCUGCUCAAGCCUCAAGUGGUGCUGCGUAGUGAAACUGCAAAGGAAUCCGUUGUAGUCCUAGCGGCUCUACAAGCAACGCUUCAAAGCCAUGCCAUAUUAGACACGGGCAACAUAGAUGAUCCUGUCAGCGGUCGUGUCAUGACAAGGAGUCAUGCGGUGCUAUCGGGCAUCCAAACGUUCUGCCCAACCGCUACAUGUCCAUCGCGACAUGAAGGUGUUCCCCUUGAGGUCCUCAUAGAUCUGCGCGCUGAAAGUAGUGACUUUGAUCGUAUGAUGCCUCAGACAAAUGCGACUUUCCGCUAUGACAAGUUCAACAGGUUGCGCCUACGCAACAAUGUGACUUCCGUUGUCCCAAACUCUACCGACGAGCUAAAUAGUCAUUUGCAACAUCAGACCGACCUCAUCGAUGUCCGGGUACCCCGAUUCACUGUAUCCGCAAAUUCAAAGAAUUUUGCAUCCUUACAAGAUAUUAUCACUAAUCUACUCCUACACUCUGAUGCUGCACACAAAUUGCGAUCGAGCAAAGUCGAGACCCUGCUUUUCAGUUACGAUUUCACGGACCUCCUUGCUGCGGCCGAUGUCGUCGAAGAUCUUCAGUCCCGCUUGCGUCGUGUGACCGAACACGAGCAGACUUUGGAGGCGGUUCUUCAAGACGAUGACGAACAAGGACAUCUGGAGCUGAUGAAAAUCAAAGCACAUGUCUUUCUACUUUCAGAAGAGCUCAAUUUAAUUUUCGACGCUAUCAAUCUCGCUCAGGAAAAGGCAGAUGACAAGCACAGUGACACGAAGAUGGCUCUUAAAGUACAUGCAUCAGCUCGUGAUAUCUCUUGGGGCAUGGUCGAUGAAGCCAGCGAAAUGAUAGCGAAGCUUGCUGUCCGAGGUAUUGAUUUUACUUGGCUCAGCCGCCAAGACGGAUCUACCGUGAACAAUCUUAUCAUAAUGGACCUUCAGGCUUUCGACGGAUCACCGGACGCACAGUGGCCAGAAAUUCUAUCCAAGUAUCGUGAGCCGUCAAACCAUAGUCUCGUAAAGCGCGGCGUCUUCGUUCAGGCAGACUGGAUAGUACUUGCACCCGUAGGAGGUAUAACGAUCUACGAGCAGUUCAUCCUUGAUUUACACCCGAUGCGUCUUCAGUUAGAAGCGCGAAUCGGGAAGAGCAUAAUGGAAUAUGUUUGGCCAGCAAGACGGGACCGGAGACGAGUAAGGUAUUCUCCACAGAAUUCUGAGGAUCUUGCAACUGUUUCGGGUCCAGCGAUCCAACAGAGGAAAUUGCAACGUUCAUCCACGGCGGUCAAAGGGCGGGCCUCAUUGGAUUCUCCAUCAACUGUAAGUCAGCAGCGAAGUUCAAUCGAGGAAAGACGCCUAGCUCCCAGUUUGGGCACGAGACGCAUAACAAGUUCUCGCUCGUUUACCGACCUCCGGAGUACCUCUCGUCAAAACUCUAUGAAUUCAGGGGACGCUGGAACGCGAGAUCACUUCUUGACUAUUAAGCCAGCAACGGAAUUUCCUCUCGGUGACGCAGAUCCGAGAAAGACGGAGUCUACUCCAAUGGACCUUACACCACGACGCAGGAAUACAGAUGAUGCGGCUGAAAUGAAGACAAGGUCUGCUCAAAAGACAUUUGUUCUCGUUCGUAUUUCCAGUAUGCAUAUUCUCCUCAGUUUCCACAAAGACGGAUCAUUCUUUUGUCGAGACGCACGGAUUCACACACGGGAGUUGCAGUAUCGAAACCAAACAUGGAGUUUUGAGGAGCUUGCGGAACAGUUUAUCCCAAGUGACACUUCGUGGCGAGGUUGGAUGCGAAUGGCUCUUCAUCAACCCCUUGUCCCUGUGCUUCCAGUCGCUCGAGAAUUAUUCUCAAAGACGAAAUGGAUUGCGGCGAAAGGAAGAGCUGCUCGCCAAUCCCGUAAAGAUUCAAAACCAACACCUCCAGACACAUCGAGAUUUGGCGAGCAAUCUAGUGCUUCGGCACCUCGGACUCAACUGCCGGAUUCUCCGAAGAAAGGGAAACUGAGGCGCCCGAGGAAGUCAUCAGAAAAAACUAACAAUGACAUCCACGAAUUAACUUCAAGCUAGCUCACGGUCUGUACACCGACACUAUGCUAGAACACAACUACAUCGUAUCCGCCUACUAAUUGCUUUCUCUAUGCUGUGAAGAUAAACUAUUUCCUGUAAUUUAUAUAGUAUUUACGACGAACAAGUGAAACAAUUUAAC
Molecule: messenger RNA, 8817 nt
Organism: Fomitiporia mediterranea MF3/22
Lineage: Eukaryota; Fungi; Basidiomycota; Agaricomycetes; Hymenochaetales; Hymenochaetaceae
Exons: 21
Coding region: 204-8678 (2824 amino acids)
Source: RefSeq, a predicted model, not a curated record